ACCCCGGGAUGGGGGUUUGGGGGCCGGAGAGUGGGGGCUCUGGCGAAGCCCCUGCCGAUGUGGGGACAUUCAGGAGCCCCGAGUCCCAGCAGCCUGCUUGCCCUCACCCAGCCCUAAUUGUCUCCGGCGUUCCCCAGGCCAGCUCGGACCUGGGUCUGCGAGGAGGCCUCCCCCACGCCUGGCCCCCCGGGGCCCCCCGCAGCUCCCAGGGUUGAGCGGGAUCAGACCCCCGGGGCGGGGGCCGCUCGGGCCGCCUGGCUGUUGCUGGGACGGUUGCCUGCUUGUUGGGAUUGUUGGCGCCUUGGUUGGGAGGGUCUGGGCGAGCCGGCACUGGGGUCCCCGGCUGUGCGUCUGGGACCUGCAGCCGACCCCCAGCCUCUCCCCGCGGCUCCGGUGCUGCGGGCCCUGCCAGGUGCUGGGCGGCAUGCCAGGGCCCCCGGCUGCGUGGCGCGGACACGUUGCUCUUGGCCUCUGAACCGGCCUCAGUUUCCCCUCCGUGAGGUGGGACAAUGACCCAGCUGAGAUGAGGAUGCCCGAAGCGUUCAGUCAAAGGAAGUUUUUGUGAUGGGGUGUGCUGCUGGCCACUGGGGGCCCUUGGGAGCUGCCCAGGGGGCUCCUCAGGCUGACCCCAGACCCUGGCUGGCCAGGAUGAGGCUUCUCCGGCACCUUCGGCCCGCGGGCACCCUCAUUCUGGCCACCGGUGCUUUCACCCUCCUCCUUCUCCUCCUCUUCGCUCUGCAAGAGUCACCACCCACCUACGACGUCCGGAAGCAGCCACCAGAGACCCCCAAGACCCUGGCCUGGCCCACUCCACCCGCCCCCGCAGCCCGCGCCCCGUGCAGCGCCAACACCUCUGUGGCUGCGCACCCGGACUUCGCGGGGCAGCCGCGGCAGGUUCAGGACUUCCUGCUGUACAAACACUGCCGCGACUUCCCGCUGCUGCGGGACGCGCCCCCCUCUAAGUGCGCGCAGCCGGUCUUCCUGCUGCUGGCGAUCAAGUCCUCGCCCAGCAACUACGAGCGGCGCGAGCUGCUGCGGCGCACGUGGGGCCGCGAGCGCAAGGUGCAGGGUUUGCAGCUGCGCCUCCUCUUCCUGGUGGGCACAGCCGUCAACCCGCACGAGGCCCGCAAGGUCAACCGGCUGCUGGAGCUGGAGGCUCAGACUCACGGAGACAUCCUACAGUGGGAUUUCCACGACACCUUCUUCAACCUGACACUCAAGCAGGUGCUGUUCUUACAGUGGCAGGAAGUGAGGUGCCCCAACGCCAGCUUCGUGCUCAACGGGGACGAUGACGUCUUUGCACACACGGACAACAUGGUCUCCUACCUGCAGGCCCAUGACCCUGGCCGCCACCUCUUCGUGGGGCAACUGAUCCGAAACGUGGGCCCCAUCCGGGUUUUCUGGAGCAAGUACUACGUGCCGAAGAUAGUGACUCAGCACGAGCGGUACCCACCCUACUGUGGGGGGGGUGGUUUCCUGCUGUCCCGCUUCACGGCCGGUGCCCUGCGCCGGGCCACCCGUGUCUUAGACCUCUUCCCCAUUGAUGAUGUCUUCAUGGGUAUGUGUCUGGAGCUCGAGGGACUGAAGCCUGCCUCCCACAGCGGCAUCCGCACAGUUGGCGUGCGUGUCCCAUCGCAACGCCUGUCCUCCUUUGACCCCUGCCUCUACCGUGACCUGCUGCUGGUGCACCGCUUCCUGCCUUAUGAGAUACUGCUCAUGUGGGAUGCACUGAACCAGCCCAACCUCUCCUGUGGCAGACAGAGACAGAUCCACUGAGGCAGCAUCAGGGUCCCCAGCCUCUGGGCUCCUGUUUUCAUAGGAAGGGGUGACACCUUCCUCCCCGCAAGCUACGAUCUUUGUGGUCUGAGCGGAGGGGAGUGCCAGGGAAGGUUUGAUGAGUAAAUAUUCUGGCUGGUGAACUCCUAUACAUCCUUCAAAACCCACCUGGUAUUGUUCCAGCAUUCUCCCUGGAUGGCUAAAGGAACUCCAGAAAAUAUCUGUCUUCUGUUUGUGGAAGCUAAUGGUAAAAGUGCCUCUGCUAGGGUUCCAACUCUG
Sapajus apella (tufted capuchin) is the source of this 2055-nucleotide messenger RNA. It is a transcript of the gene B3GNT3, whose product is annotated as UDP-GlcNAc:betaGal beta-1,3-N-acetylglucosaminyltransferase 3. The record is from RefSeq and is a predicted model, not a curated record. Gene Ontology annotation, cellular component: membrane. Gene Ontology annotation, molecular function: N-acetyllactosaminide beta-1,3-N-acetylglucosaminyltransferase activity. The coding region runs from base 565 to 1776 and encodes 403 amino acids. The transcript is spliced from 3 exons. Lineage: Eukaryota; Metazoa; Chordata; Mammalia; Primates; Cebidae.